ACGCAGCGCAUUUUAACCAAACCCACACUUGGCAUUUUCAAUAAUAAAACAUCUUAGACACACGCACUCAUCAAAUCCGAUCCAUUUCAGCUCUUUGUAGGGAAGUGUGUGUGUGAGUGUAUGCUGAUAGGGAGAAAACGGUGGCUCUGAUCCAUUGCAGUAAGCUUUAUUUUGUGUUGGGAAAAAGCGCAUUAAAGUGUUAAACUAACACGGGCGUGCUUUACAUUUGGCCGUGUAAAAAAAGGGGGGGAAAGCUGUUUGAUGCGGAAAAUAAAAAAAAAACAUGUCGGCUCGCAUUCUUCGCGUAACUCGAUACACGACAGUGUUUUACUAAAGCACCCUUUUGAGUCCGAAAUCGCGUCAAAACCAAUACAAUAGAGCUGCGUGUGUUUCAGGGGAGAGCCGUGUUGUUGUUUCGUCCUGCGUGUUGCAACGAAAGCCUUUCUGAGCUCCAUCACAUUCUCGAUUUAACGAGUUGUUCACGACCCCCUUGUGUUACCGAAUCCCAUGCAUAUGAGCCCAAAUAUGACCCGAUUUUCAUAAUAAAACCCGUUCACGGAAGCCCGUCAGUGCAGGCAAACGCUGUUUCAUCAUGGCUACCGUCGCCCUUCUCCGUCCGCGUCUCUCUCCGCCUCUGACCCUCCUUCUUUCCGCUGCCUGGUUUUAUACAGCCAUACCGGCGCUCUAAUAUAGUCUGCCCGGGAUGGGAAGGUGCUACUCGGCGCUACGUCACCGGCUCUGCAUAUAAACACCAGACUGCGCUUUAAAUAGUGAGCCGACGGACGGGACGCGACGCAGACCGCGAGCCCGCCGCCCGCUUUCCGUUUUGGCGAAACGGCGCGUUAGUGGCGCCAUGGCGACGGGCUGAGAAAGCCGUUUGCGUUCUCAUUCCGGAUUUGCUGCGUCCGGAAGUGUGUGCGUUUCUCGAAUGUCGUUUAUUUUUUUGGGGUUCUGGCCGAGGUGCGUCGCCGCCGGGCGCCUGCUUUUGCCUCGAGCCACGUCCGGUUAUCAAGAGAUUCCGGUUUCUGUCGGACGGUUCGCUUUAAAUCAACCGUUCGGUGCUUUUUUUUUUUUUUUUUUGCGUUGUUACGUCACCCCAGAUGUUUCCUCAAUGCCUGAAAUGCGUUUGCUCCCUUAAAAACUCUUUACGACAGGCACACGCUUUGUUAACGGCUUUAUAGGCCAGUUCAGUUAGUCGCAGACGCGUUUCCACUGAAGGAAAACAUAUCUACAAUGUAUGUGAAGCGGAUCAAAAUGUGUCCUAAAACCAAAAUGUCUUUGGACAACUUUUCAAAUGUUGUAAAAAAAACUAUUAAUAAUCUAUAGGUUAUACAAAUGCAUUGUUUGCCUGGAAAAUGUUCACGAGCCAUCACCGUUUCUGCUAUAACACCGUUAUAAUGACUUCUCAUUGGUCAAAUUCUCACUUCAAAGUAGUCUUGAUCAUUGUUUCUUGGCUCACGAUGAAUCUCAUUGUCAAAACAAGUUUUGUUCGACACACCACCUAAACUGUACAGAUUGGUGAUGGAGGAUGUCAUCACUGAAGUCCGAGAGCUCUUCCUGGACGAGGGAGUGGAUGAACAGGUCCUGAUGGAGCUGAAAACGCUGUGGGAGAACAAGCUGAUGCAGUCCAAGGCGGUGGAGGGCUUUCAUACGGAGGAGCAGCAGGUCCUGCAGGCUCAACAGCAGCAAGCCCAACAGGCUCAGCAGACGCAGCCUCAGACCCAACCGCAGCAGGUCCUCCUGCCCCCGGCGCAGCAAGCUCCUCAGCAGCAGGUCAUCGUUCAGGACGCUAAGAUGAUGCAGCAGAUGAGUGCCACUGGAAUGAGUGCAGCAGCCACAGCAGCAACUUUGGCUUUACCCGCCGGUGUAGCACCGAUUCAGCAACUCAUCACCCCUCACGGUCAGAUCCUGCAGGUGGUCAGAGCUGCCAACGGAGCUCAGUACAUCAUUCAGCCCCAGCAGCAGAUGUUGCUGCAGCAGCAGGUCCUGCCACAGAUGCAGCCUGGAGGAGUUCAGGCCCCCGUCAUACAGCAGGUUUUGACUCCUCUUCAGGGAGGCCUUCCUCAGCAGACCGGAGUCAUCAUCCAGCCGCAGCAGAUCGUCCUCACAGGAAAUAAAGUACAGCAGAACACUCAGGUCAUGCAGGCGGCAGCGAUGGCUGUGCAGCCGGAGCAGGGAGCUGCGCACGUGCAAGCCCAGCCACAGCCUCAAGCGCAGGCCCCACAACAGCAGCCGCAAGCCUCGCAGCAACCUCCCAUGGUGCUCCAGGUGGACGGCGCAGGAGACACGUCCUCGGAGGAGGACGAGGAGGAGGAGGACGAGUAUGACGAGGAUGAGGAUGAAGACAAAGAGAAAGAUGGUGGAGAGGAUGGCCAAGUGGAGGAGGAGCCAUUAAACAGUGGAGAUGACGUGAGUGAUGAGGAAGAUCAGGAGCUGUUUGACACGGAGAACGUGGUGGUUUGCCAGUACGACAAGAUUCACAGAAGUAAGAACAAAUGGAAAUUUCACCUGAAAGACGGCAUAAUGAAUCUGAACGGGCGGGAUUACGUCUUCUCCAAAGCCAUCGGAGAUGCAGAGUGGUAAAUGGUGCGGAGCAGAACCCAGAACUGUCCACUCUCUUAAGGCAAGACACAUCGAGACCUGAAACUGUACCUUUCAGGAGAUUCCCACUUCGGGGGCUGAAGAGUAACGUCCCAGUGCUACUGUGCUAUUUAAAUGACAUCGGCACUAAAAAAAAAAAAAUAAUAAUAAUAACUCGUGCCAUCCAAGAGAUUUGUUUCUCUCCUCAACCCCCCCCCACCCCAAUCCUUUUUAAGAUGGCCCUUUUACCUGUAAGAGUUUCACAGGAGUCCGUAACUACUUUAUACAACAAUAUUCUUCAGAUGUAUGAAAACAUUAGGCGCAGGGAGCCGAUUUCAGCACCUGGCGCUAACUUAAGUUGACUCUGGUGUGUUAGGACGGCCAGCUUUUACUGCAGCCGCGCGUGUUUGUUGGUGAUUUCCGUAGCUAGGUCGGCCAUCUGAUCCCUGUGUAAAGCGAAUCGUCUCCACGCGAGGGCCGUAUCGUCACCAUUCGCCACCUUUUUAGACGAACACUAAAAACAAGCAACCAAGAACUGUGUCCCGAUACUUUCCUCUCAUAUUUGCUAUGUUUUUAGACCUUUGUAUGUUCAGCAGCAGCAGAGAUACCAAUGAAAACGGGCAAGUUAAGUGUAACGUUGUCGAUCUCACUAAAUCGUUGGCGUGUUUGUACGUCUGUCAUGGGGUUUUUUUUUGUUCCCAAACCGUACUCUGACUAAAGAUCCGCUCUAUCGGUGUGGUGCAUGUUUUCGGGCAGUGCAUCGCAGAGCUCGUGUCGUCCUGCGUGUGUUUUGUGUGCAAUCUGUUGCGUUAGGUGUCAAAUGAAGUGCUCGGUCAGGCCACCCUUCAUUCUUUACUCGCGGUCAGGCUUAUUUUACACAUUUCUAGUAGUUUGUAUUUAUUCCUGAAGCUCAGGCAGCGUUGAAUUUCGGGGGGAUAAAACCGAACUGUGCUCUUAAUGAAAGAAGUGCUCCUUCAGCCCGUUCUCUGCUGGGGAGGAUUUCAACACCUGAUUCUGUGCAUUGUGGAGCUUUGUUUAGGCUUUUUUGUUUCUAUAUUAUGUUUUAUGGUCUUUAGUCUGACUUUUUAAGCCGUGCCCUCAUACAGUCUGACAGGUUAUGUUUUGUGUCUGUAUGUUCAGCAGUUGAAAGUAUUCAUGUUUUGUUAAAUUAUGACCAUGCUAUCUUUGUUCGGAAAAAAUUGGCUUGGACUAGUGUUGGGGCUUUUGAUUUAAUUUUUUUUUUUUUUUUUUUUUUUUUGUGCGUGUAAAUCAUUAUGCUCCUUGUUUGUGCCUUUCAGAUUUUAAUUUAGAUAUCGGGUCUUUUGUUUAAAGGGGAGAGCCUUUUAACAAACCCUACGAACUGUACAUUUCGCUCUGCUUUUUUUUUAAUGGUAAGUAAAGGAUACUUCAGAACUACUGUCUGGGUUAUGUGAGGGAACGUGAUGUUUAUUCAUAUACUGUUUUACCAAUCAAUCUGCUCUGUCUCUGAUUCUCAUCUCUAUGAAGGUUGUGUUAUGUAAGUAGAGAUCUUUAGCAUUUUGUUGAAACAUUGAGGUUUAUUUUGCCUUUUGAACUUUAUUAAAGCACUAUUAAAAUUGA
This is a messenger RNA of Puntigrus tetrazona (Sumatra barb), 4179 nucleotides long. RefSeq names its product general transcription factor IIA, 1 (gene gtf2a1). Gene Ontology annotation, cellular component: transcription factor TFIIA complex. The record is from RefSeq and is a predicted model, not a curated record. Gene Ontology annotation, biological process: transcription initiation at RNA polymerase II promoter; transcription by RNA polymerase II. The coding region runs from base 1522 to 2583 and encodes 353 amino acids. NCBI's taxonomy places the organism in Eukaryota, Metazoa, Chordata, Actinopteri, Cypriniformes, Cyprinidae. The transcript is spliced from 10 exons.